AUGACAUCUGCAAAGUUUCUCUUCUAUCUCACGUGUUUGUUCUUGGGGGAAAUGGCUCAGACGAGCAGCCUGAAAUCCUCCUCUUCUGUUCACCAAGACAGACAUUUUUUAUCAGUUAAAAGUGGGGACAGCGUGACUUUGCAUUGUUCCAGUAAAAGUGAAGGAGCGCCACGGUUUUACUGGUAUAAGCAAACUUUAGGAGAGAAACCAAAGCUCAUUUCUACUUUCUAUAUCUAUGAAAAAAAUGCCACUUUCUAUGAUGAAUUCAAGAGUGAUCCGCGCUUCACACUGGAUACUGAAACAGGUCAAAACCACCUAAUAAUCUCAGAUUUGCACAUUUCUGACUCUGCAACUUACUUCUGUAUAAGUUCCUAUUUAUAUACGUCAACAUUUUCAGAGAGCAUUACAGUCAGUGUUAAAGAUUCAGACUUGAAAAUCAAAGUUUUAGUCGAGCAGUCUGCAUCUGAGACCAUGCAGCCAGGAGGCUCUGUGACUCUGAACUGUACAGUACACACUGGCACCUGUGAUGGAGAACACAGUGUUUACUGGUUCAAAGACUCUGAAGAACCUCAUCCAGGACUCAUUUACACCCAUGGAGGCAGGAAUGAUCAGUGUGAGAGGAAACCCAACACACAAACACAGACCUGUUUCUAUAACUUGACAAUGAGGAGUCUGAAUGUGUCCCAUGCUGGGACCUACUACUGUGCUGUUGCCGCAUGUGGAAACAUACUGUUUGGAGAAGGAACCACGCUGGACUUUCAGGACGAGGUCAAAUCUCUUGUCUUGAUGUACUUCUUGAGUGGAGCACUGGCCUUCACCUCCGCCCUGGUUGUUUUACUGGCGUUUCUACUCUAUAAGAUGAGCAAAUGUAACAGCUUCAAGUCAGAGCCUCAAACAAAGUUUUCAGCUCCCUCUGCAGAGGCUGACCAUGACGUACACAACCUCCACUAUGUUGCUUUAAACAUUAACCUGCCCAACAGGUCAAAGAAACAGAGGAGCAGACAGAAUGAAUGUGUUUACUCCAGCGUCAAAUAGUAGGUUAAAUUUUUACACUGGCAGUGAGAUAAAAAAAAAAAUGUCUUCAGAUACAGAUGAUGACUCUUUUGAAGAUAACUUCACAUAUUGUGGAAAAUAUAAACCUUACUGGAUUUUUUAAUGUGUACAGUGUACAAUAUGACCUUUCAUUAAAAUAAUCUGCAACAGUAUGCUUUUGAAUACAACA
This is a messenger RNA of Archocentrus centrarchus (flier cichlid), 1222 nucleotides long. RefSeq lists its product as uncharacterized. Gene Ontology annotation, biological process: response to bacterium. NCBI's taxonomy places the organism in Eukaryota, Metazoa, Chordata, Actinopteri, Cichliformes, Cichlidae. Bases 1 to 1035 code for a protein of 344 amino acids. The record is from RefSeq and is a predicted model, not a curated record. The transcript has 5 exons.